AUGGCUCCUCACUCGUCGGUCCUUUCCUUGGCCUUGCUGCUCUUGCAAUGGACGGCCGUCGCCUUGGCCGUUCUGCCGACGCAAAUCGAACCCAAGGUCCUCUUCAUCGUCACCUCCAAGACUCCGACGCAGAUCUGGGCCGCCGGCGGGCUUCGUCCCGACGGCUUGGACGACGGCACCAUUAAGGAUUUCGUGAAAGGGGGCAAGAACCUCCCCUACGCCGAGGCGACGGGCGAUCGGGAGUUUGCCGAAGCCGUUCAGCGCAAGACGCCCGGAUCGGUUCUCGUCAAGGUCAGGGCCGCCGGCAACGCCGUCAAGGUUGUCGAAUCGCUUUCGUGGGACCCCGACUUUCUCCAGAGACACAAGCCGGCCGUCCCGGACUGGUGGGUCUUCCUCCUCGGCGCCGUCACGGCCCAGAUAAUAGACUACACCCAGGCGGACGGGACGGUGGUGAAGAAUGCCUUUUACGACGCGACGCUCGACAAUGCCGAGCCGGGCGGCGCGAAUUGGGUUCUCGGAGGGCAACCCCCCGACAGAUACAUGAACUUUGGAGCCUAUGUGCACCAAUGGAUGGACGCACGGGCGCAGCGGGCGUUGGGAUGGACGGGCAAGACGCCGUUGAUACGCCCGCCGCCCGAGAUGAAAAAGUACGACGAGGCGAGGAAGCUGGGCAAGAUGACGGACAACCAGUACGUCAUCAACGCCGUCGACAUGGUCACGGCCUUGGGCACCGGCCUCGCUCUCGGCGCCGGCACGACGACGGUCGGCCUCAUGGCGGCAAAGGCCGCCCUCGCACCCGCCGGCGCCGGCGCCGUGGGCUCUGCCGCCGCCGCAGGCCAUGCCGCCGCGGGCGCCGCCGCGGGCUCUGCUGGCGUCGCCGGCGGCGCGGCCGAGGCCGGAUUGAGUGGUGGUGCCGUGAGAUGGUCUUAUUCGGAAUCCAUCAACUCGGAUACGGCGAGAUUGAUCGCCUCGGACGCGGAAGAAGAGCAAGAAGCCGCGAGUGCGUCUCGUUCGAGUUCGUCGCAAAGUUUCAAGUCGGCAUCCACAGUCAUGACGGAACUUUCUGCCGAGCUGGACGGUGCCCAAGUGGCAACCGAAGGCAUCGCCGACAACCUGCAGGCGGUGGCCGAGUAUCUGGUGGAUCACGGCUCCGACGACCUGCAGGCCGUGGCCGAGUAUCUGGUGGAUUACGGCCCCGACAACUACGUCGCCGCGCCGGAUGCUCCCACCACCCUCUUGGUGGCGGAGCGCCGCCCUCAUAACGUCGUCCCCUCCAGUCCCAUGGCGAUGGUGAGGAGACUGUUCAAACCGGUUCGCGAAAAGGUAAGAAACCGCCGACGAGAGGUGAACAAGGUCGACAGGCGGAGCGAGGAGGAUCAAGCCAGGUUGAAUGCCGAGGAAUUGGCCGUGGUUGGAGAAGUUUUGGAGCAGAUCAUGGUGGAGGGUGUUCGUUUCUCCUUUAAGCAGGCACCCGGCGCCAUGGGGCUGUAG
Molecule: messenger RNA, 1491 nt
Organism: Drechmeria coniospora
Lineage: Eukaryota; Fungi; Ascomycota; Sordariomycetes; Hypocreales; Ophiocordycipitaceae
Exons: 1
Coding region: 1-1491 (496 amino acids)
Source: RefSeq, a predicted model, not a curated record